Molecule: messenger RNA, 1644 nt
Organism: Ananas comosus (pineapple)
Lineage: Eukaryota; Viridiplantae; Streptophyta; Magnoliopsida; Poales; Bromeliaceae
Exons: 1
Coding region: 104-1249 (381 amino acids)
Source: RefSeq, a predicted model, not a curated record
AAGGUAGCUCGAGCUCGGCUUGUUUCCGCCCGUAGUUUUCAUAUCCCCUCAAUGGCAACAACUUGAACCCUGUCGCUGCGCAAGCUCUCCUUUCUCCUCUCCCAUGGCGAUCCCCACUCGCCCCCUCCUCCUCCACCCCAACGCUCCUCUUCUCCCACCAACUCCUCAACUCCGCCACCACCUCUCCGCUGCCGCCUCCACCGCCCCUCUCCGGCGCCGCUGCAUCUCCCCCCACCUCCCCUUCCCUUCCACCCCUCUCUCUCUUCGCCCCGCCAUCAAACACCUCCCGCGCACCCAAACCCGAGCCUCCUCCUCCUCCCCCUCUCCCAAUUUCCAAACCCUAACCCUAACCCUACCCCCACCCUUCUCCCCGCUCUCACUCCCCGUCCCCUCCCCUCUCACCAUCUUCAAGUGCUCCCUUCUCCUCUCUCUCUCCCUCUUCGCCAUUAAGCGCUCCGUCUCCCUCCUCCUCAGCCCCUUCUUCUGGACCUACUUCAGCCUCUCCUGGAUCUUCUGGCCAUGGAUCCUCGCCCUCGCCCUCGCCGCCGUCGGCCUCUUCGCCCUCCGCAGGUGCUCCCUCGGCUCCGCCUCCGCCCUCGACCAGCUCGCCGUUGUCACCGCCGCCUCCGCAUGGCUCACUCUCGUCCCCCCGGCGCACUUUAAUGGCUUCCUCGAAGGUUGGCCCCUCGCCCUUUUCCUCGUCUACCACUACUUCUUCUUCUUCGAGCCCUCCGUUCGCAGGCGCCUCUACGGCGACCUGUACCCCCGCGUUCACGAUCCCAAGUGGGAUGUCCGCAUGCCGCCGCACCUCCAGGUCGGAUUCGCCGCCCUCGUGAUGAUCGGGCACUGGCUCGCGGCAUACGAGGGGCCGGAACUGCACCUGGUUCCGGGGGGUUGGGCCAAUUUGGGGAUAUGGGUGUUGAUCUUCAUGGUGCUCUUCAUGCGGUACCACUCGGUGCUCUACCUCGCAAAGUACUCCGAGAAGGUGGCGGUGCCCACGGCAGUGGUGCAGUUCGGCCCCUACCGGUGGGUGCGGCAUCCGAUCUACGCGUCGACGAUGCUUCUAUUUGCUGUUCACUGUAUUACUCUGCGGGCUCCGCUUAGCUUGCUGUUCCUUGUUGCUGUGUGCUUGCUUUACUAUGGGUGGAAGGCGGAUGCGGAGGAGGCUCUCAUGGUGGAGAACUUUGGGGAGAGGUACACAGAGUAUAUGAACAAGGUCAGGUAUAAGCUGAUUCCUUUAUUGUACUAAUACUAACCGGCUUACAGGCUGUACAAUUUUGUGCUUUGCGAGGUUGUUAGUUGGGCUCCUUUCAGUUUGUAGGUUGAAUUUUGAUAUUAAAAAAAAAAAAAAAGGCGGUGUAAGAUUGGUUAUUUAAAGGUAAAGAAAUCUGUGUUACUGUGCUGCCAUCUUCAUCUCUAGCUAGGGUGUGUUCUGGUGCUUACGUAGAAGUUGCAGGUGAGAAGCAGAAACUUCAAAAUAGAGCUUCUGCUUUGGGGCUUGAAAGCUCAUUUCGGCUUCCAACAAUGGGUGGAAGGUCCAAACAUUUCUUUUUUGUUUGGCGAAUACAUUUGACUUCUGCCUCUUUAGUAGAGAAUCUUUUACAAAAGCCUAGUGCUUAACAAAGUGCUUGACCAAUUUGAAUU